Leptosomus discolor (cuckoo roller) is the source of this 404-nucleotide messenger RNA. The record is from RefSeq and is a predicted model, not a curated record. Lineage: Eukaryota; Metazoa; Chordata; Aves; Leptosomiformes; Leptosomidae.
GGCCGGACGGGCACGUGACGCGGUACGGGCUGGAGUGGCUGGUGAAGAACAGCUACGAGGGGCAGAAGCAGCAGGUCAUGCACCCGCGGAUCCUCUGGAACGCCGAAAUCUACCGCCGAGCCCAGGUGCCGUCCGUCGACUGCCGGAGUUUCCUGGAGACGGACGAGGGGCUGAAGGAGUUCCUGCAGAACUUCUUGCUGUACGGGAUCGCCUUUGUCGAGAACGUCGCUCCCACCAAAGAGGACACCGAAAUCUUGGCGGAAAGGAUCAGCUUGAUCAGGGAGACCAUUUACGGCCGCAUGUGGUACUUCACCUCCGACUUCUCGCGGGGAGACACGGCCUACACCAAGCUGGCUCUGGAUCGGCACACCGACACGACCUACUUCCAGGAGCCCUGCGGGUAG